AUGGAUAGUCGGCCUCUGCUACUCGCUACCAUUAUCCAUUUUGUGGUAAAAGCAUGCCCUCCACAACAAGGAACGUGCUAUUCAGGCUCAGCAAGUCUCUCAUCUCGAUAUGGUGGAAACAUAGUGAAUCGUCGUUGUGCCGACACGGCGAACAGAGAUUGGUGUGCAGUGAGCUACUAUCCACACACUGAUAUCGCUAAUUUCGGCUGCGCUAACGAGUUUACGCUCCCCUUUGGUAGCGCAACAUGUGGUGAUGGAGCUGGAUCCAUAAACCAGCAAGGAUGUAGCAUGGUAAGACCUUGCGAGAUCUAA
This is a messenger RNA of Cylicocyclus nassatus, 312 nucleotides long. The record is from the annotation of a GenBank genome assembly. Lineage: Eukaryota; Metazoa; Nematoda; Chromadorea; Rhabditida; Strongylidae.